This is a messenger RNA of Myripristis murdjan (pinecone soldierfish), 3873 nucleotides long. RefSeq names its product transmembrane protein 87B (gene tmem87b). The record is from RefSeq and is a predicted model, not a curated record. Gene Ontology annotation, biological process: retrograde transport, endosome to Golgi. NCBI's taxonomy places the organism in Eukaryota, Metazoa, Chordata, Actinopteri, Holocentriformes, Holocentridae. Bases 38 to 1762 code for a protein of 574 amino acids. The transcript is spliced from 19 exons. Gene Ontology annotation, cellular component: Golgi apparatus; Golgi cisterna membrane.
CCUCCUGCAGGGAACUCCUCAGCAUUAAGCCAUAAACAUGGCUGCUGCUGUCAGGAUGAGGACGUGGAACUGUCCGACCAGAGUAGUUUCAAGUCCAUGGCUUAUUCAAACCUUGCUAGCAGUUUUAUUAAGCAGCAUGAGUGCUGUUAUAGCAGCGCCGGAGACGGGGUGGUGGAGCAUUACCGUUGUAAAUACAUCAAAACCACUGCUGUUAAGGAAAUCGAUGUAUAAAGCCACUGACAUUAAAAUGAAAGUCCUGCCCCCUGGCUGCCCUGAAGAGGUGAAAUUCACCAUUCAGUGGUAUUUAAAAUUCUACCCCUGUCACAACGAAUUCAAUAACAUUGAGGAAAUGUAUGAGAAAACACCUUUGAGUCGAGGGGAGGGCCUGGACCCCAACCCUUUUGGACCAGGAGAGUACAUUGAGCACACAUAUAAGCCCAUAACGUGUCACAGUGGACUACGCUCCUUUCCCAUGCUCAAUAAAGCCAAGGCAGAGCCACAUCCUGUUUUGUCAUCUGAACACAAGGCGCAAGAUGAAAAUCAUACGAGGUGGACAACUGAGGAGUAUGACAGUGGCAGCAGCACCAUAAAGAACAGCAGCAUGAGGCUCAGAGAUGAUGUUAUAGCCACCACGUGGAAGGACGGACCUUACCUGCUUGUUGUUAAGAUCUUAUCUGAUAAACCAGAGUCCAACUGGAACCUAACAGUUAAUGUCAUAAUGAAAGGUAGCCACGGCUUCAUCUCAAUCACAGAAUGGCCUCUCAUGAUUUUCUACAUGGUGAUGUGCAUAGUGUACAUCCUGUAUGCCCUGCUGUGGUUUAUCUGGGCCGCUUGCUACUGGAAGGAUCUGCUGCGGAUCCAGUUCUGGAUAGCAGGGGUCAUCUUCCUGGGCAUGGUGGAGAAGGCCGUCUUCUGCGCUGAAUAUGAAAAUACCAAUGCUGUUGGCUCUGCCUCUCCAGGCUUGUUGAUCUUUGCUGAGCUUGUCUCCGCCCUCAAGAGGACCUUGGCUCGACUGCUUGUCAUCAUCGUCAGCCUGGGUUAUGGUAUUGUAAAGCCUCGACUCGGGACAGUGAUGCACAGAGUGGUGGGGCUUGGCAUCCUCUACUUUGCCUUUGCUAGCAUUGAAGGUGUCCUGAGGAUUACUGGGGGUCGGGACAAUGGCCCAGCUCUCAUUACAGCCAUUGCUCUGGCUGUGUUUGACUCCUUCAGCAUCUGGUACAUAUUUGUCAGCCUGGCACAGACCAUUAAGACCCUGAAGCUGAGGAGAAACCCUGUCAAGUUAUCUCUUUACAGGCAUUUCACAAACACGCUAAUAUUUGCCGUUCUAGCAUCCAUCAUUUUCAUGGGAUGGACUGCAAAAAAAUUCCAUCUUGCAGAUUGUCAGUCUGACUGGGUUGAACUGUGGGUGGAAGAUGCCUUCUGGAGGUUCUUGUUCUCCAUCAUACUACUGGUCAUAAUGUUUUUAUGGAGACCUUCUGCAAACAACCAAAGGUAUGCUUUCACCCCACUGAUCGAUGACUCUGAUGAUGAGGAGAUUGAGGAGUUUCUCGCAAAUUCAAAUUUAGCUGACGGCAUAAAGUUGAGAGCAGCUAAAAAUGAGACAAAUGGCACAGUGAAGCCUGCAGCAACCAACCCUGAUGAAGACUUGAAGUGGGUGGAGGAUAACAUUCCUAGCUCUCUGACCGACGUAGCUCUACCAGUCCUGCUUGACUCAGAUGAGGAAAUCAUGACUACCAAGUACGAGAUGUCAAAGAUGGAGUGACACAGAAACAUUUCCAGCCAUCGGUGGGCAUCAAAGGAGCUUCCAGCUGCUGUCCAUGACUCUGCUGCAUUCAACAGGGUUUUCUCCAGGGAUUUCCGGCAAGGUGGUGCUGGCGUGCCAUUCAGUGUUUUCAGGGGAUCUUCCCGGUUUGCUGCAAAUUCAGAUGGAGACGCAGGCCGGUGUUCAAACAUUUUGGGAGACCCUCGCUCAUCUCUGCAGCCAUCCAAGAAUGCUGGACUCUGCCCAGCUUCUUGGAUCUGGCAAUUACCAUCUGCUUGCCUCUUAUUUUCCACAAGAGGAAAACGGUAUCUGUCCUGUCACCAACCAGUUUACCUUCUUCCUGAUGUAAUCAGUUUUGAGCCUUCCUUUCCAAAGAGAAUGUUACAUUUUGUAGUCAGUGCUGUAUUUAUUUGGUUUUUUUUGUUAUUUUCAUGUGAAAUUAUUUUAUCUAAGGAUUUGAGAACAGUGGCCCUCAUGGACGAACACUUGGUUAAAGGUUUCUUUUUGUCAUCUGUUAAUUUUACAGUCCACUAUUUCAUGGGCUGUUGCUGACAUGCUUAUAAGCAGCAUCACUGAUUAGUGUUAACUGCUAGCAUUAGGUGAUAAUGAAUGAAAAAUUAAGAAGGAUAAGUUGGACAUAGAGAAUUUCUUUUCUUUUCUUUUCUUUUUUUUUUAGACAAACUACCAUUGUUCAUUGCUUAUCUAAACCAGUGUUGUGUAUUGUGCGGACAGAGGAAACACAAAUAACUCGACACCAUCAAUAUCAGUGAUUGAUUUUGUUCAGACGGUAUCUUUUUCAGCAUGUGAUAAUAAUUAAAAACAGUACAAACAUGCAACCAGGAAAGCAACUGCAUAAAGCAAUGGGUGUUCAUGUGAGCGGUCUCAAGCACAAGUUUUCGAGUUUUGUUAUCAGCACACCAAUCUGAAACCAUAGACUAUUGAAAAAUUGCUUUUAUGCACUUUUUGAAAUCAAAGCUGUGCCUACAUGUGUUUUUUGUGUGAGGCCUAAUCUAUCAUGGUGUUUGGGUACAUGUAUCAAUGUAUUGUUUUGCCUCUCCAGAGGUGAAAUAGCAUAAAGUCUCAGUGAAGCUGCAUCGUCAUUAUUAGUGUUUGAGAGAGAGAGAGAGAGAGAGAGAGUGAGAGGGGGAGACUGCAGGGAUGCAAGAGUCAUGCAGUUUGAAUUAAAAUGUAACUUAAUGUUGUAAAAAUGGGGGUUUGCUGUUUGUUGAGGCAGUCGUGCUUGUGUCGUGAACUUGGUGUGUGUGUGGGUUGGAGGUCUGGAACAGAAGAGCAAUAUACAGUACAUGUUGACACAGAGGGUUGCCCUCCUACCCUCUUCUGUUUUAUAUUGUCAUUAUUUAUUUGUGUUUAAAGUGUACUUAAAAGUUGUAACAGUGUUUGUUCAAUCAUGUUUACACUCCGUUUGUGUGCUUCCUUUAUUCCCUGACUUGGACCUUGAACAGACUCACAGCAUAUUAAGUAAACACAACAAAUAGCGUCUGGUUUCUUUUUUCACACCGGGAUUACUUGCGUUGGUGUCAGAAACACUCUUAUAGCAUCAGUUCACAUUAGUCUUAAUACAUUUAUGUUUCAAAAAAUGUUCUUUGAAGAUAGCUGGCCUGGUACUACUGCCCAUCAGUAUGGAGUUUGGACACUGUUGUCUUGAGUUCAUGUGGUGGCAGGGCUUUUAAGUUUUGUCUGCUGUACCCAUCCCACCCAACAAAGCAUGGAAAAGAAGCAAAGUUAUGAGUGAAAGCACAAGUUCAUCACCAGAAUGGGUUUAAAAUCGAACUUUAGGUUUUGUGUAAAUCUAGCGACUAUGUGUCAGAGAAACCCGGAACAAUUUGUGCUUAUGAUGGCAAGUCAUUUUUUCUGUUGCGUAAAACUAUAUCCACCUGCCCUGGACCUUGAUUAUUUGUACAGAUGGGCUUCAGCUGACUCCUGUUAUUUCAUAAUUCCACAGGUGGAGAGGUGGCUGGAUAAUAUGACUUGCCAUUUUUCAGGAGUUCAACUUCAGAACUGGGCUUGAACUUUUCAUACCAGCAAUUUUCCUGUCUCCCUUCCUUCUGAUGAAGUGUGUAUACCCAGAUUAAAUAUUAAUUUGACACAGA